Messenger RNA from Protobothrops mucrosquamatus (brown spotted pit viper), 1420 nucleotides. RefSeq names its product calcium-activated potassium channel subunit alpha-1. Gene Ontology annotation, cellular component: postsynaptic membrane. The transcript has 5 exons. The record is from RefSeq and is a predicted model, not a curated record. The annotation marks the transcript as partial. Gene Ontology annotation, molecular function: large conductance calcium-activated potassium channel activity. NCBI's taxonomy places the organism in Eukaryota, Metazoa, Chordata, Lepidosauria, Squamata, Viperidae.
UGAAUGAUUCCAACGUCCAGUUCCUGGAUCAAGAUGAUGACGAUGAUCCGGAUACCGAAUUGUAUCUAACCCAGCCUUUUGCGUGCGGGACCGCCUUCGCGGUUAGUGUCCUGGAUUCCCUCAUGAGUGCGACGUACUUCAACGACAAUAUUCUCACCCUGAUACGCACCUUGGUGACGGGAGGGGCCACGCCCGAACUGGAGUCCCUGAUCGCCGAAGAAAACGCCCUCCGGGGUGGCUACAGCACCCCGCAGACGCUGACCAACCGGGACCGCUGCCGGGUGGCCCAGCUGGCCUUGCUGGACGGGCCUUUUGCAGACCUCGGGGACGGUGGUUGUUAUGGAGAUCUAUUUUGUAAAGCUUUGAAAACGUACAAUAUGCUCUGCUUUGGAAUAUACCGAUUGAGAGAUUUCAACUCAAGCACGCCUAGCCAAUGUACAAAACGUUUUGUUAUAGCCAACCCACCUUAUGAAUUCGAGCUGGUGCCGACCGACUGGAUCUUCUGCUUGAUGCAGUAUGAUCACAACGCCGGCCAAUCCCGGGCCAGCCUCUCCCACUCUUCCCACUCUUCUUACGCCUCCAGCAAAAAGAGCUCCUCGGUCCACUCUCUGCCGGCUACUGCGAACAGACAGAACCGCCCGAAGAGCAGAGACUCACGGGAAAAGCAGAACAGAAAAGAAAUGGUUUACAGAUGAAUCGGAUAACGCCUAUCCCAGAAACAUUCAAAUCAAGCCCAUGACCACCCACGUAGCAAAUCACAUCAAUCACUAUAAGUCUACAAGCAGCUUGAUUCCACCAAUCAGAGAAGUCGAAGACGAAUGUUGACUCCUAGAAGGACAGGACAAUCUGUGUGUGGUUUGUUUGUUUUUUAAAAAAUAAAAAAUAAAAAAGAGAGAGAGAGAAAGAGAGAAAAAAAAAGACACCUGACGGACUUCGUGAACGGUGAUAUAACAUUUAUUCCUCUUUCAUGCUGAACCUUUGGUGGGAAAAGUGAAAGUCUAGUAGACAGAUCUUUGUUUGUCUGCCUUUAAUAUUUGCUUCCAUGUAUUUUGGAAACUCUUUUCAUUUAUAUAUGAACAUAAUAAAAAAAAAGUCAUGUAUAGUCUCUAGCAUUUUAAAUUAUUUUUAUUUAUUAGAAAGAUGAUAUAUGAUGAAUAUAUUUCUUUAUUCAUUCUCAAGUAUUUUCCCUUAAAGAGAACAGCUGAAGAUUGUGGCCGGACUCCAUAUAUAUAUGUGGAGAAUGAUGGUGACAAAUUGAAGCAAAAAUGUAAUUAAGAGAGAGAAAUAAUGUAUUUUAAACAAGUCCACUUGUAUUUUAGUAAAUCAAAGAAGAAGAAAAAGAAGAGUUACUAAAAUGUUUUUUUUCUGGAAGACAUGUAUUUUGUUUAGCGUUGACACCAGCUCUUAAUAAACUAAAGUU